Messenger RNA from Rhizophagus irregularis DAOM 181602=DAOM 197198, 465 nucleotides. The record is from RefSeq and is a predicted model, not a curated record. NCBI's taxonomy places the organism in Eukaryota, Fungi, Glomeromycota, Glomeromycetes, Glomerales, Glomeraceae.
AUGAGUUACUGGGAUAUCUACUAUAAUAGUAUACCUGGAGUUUCCAGAGCGCAAACGCAUAAUUCUCUUGGACUUGAAUUGGACAUUAUUAUUAAAGCACUUCCACCAAAAAAGCCGAGCUUAUUACAAGGCAGAGGUUUUGAAGAGUUUUUUAAAGAUAAUGAUAAUGAUGAAACAUUGACAAAAAAAGCGAGAGUGGAAGACAAAAAUCAGGAAACGAUCGAUUAUGGCAAUAACGUACAACACGAAUCACAGUCUUCUGCCGAAGAUAAUUUAGCCAAGGAAGUUAAAAAUAAGCCACCAAAAAGAGAACACCAACAAAAGCUGAACCAAGAUGGUGAUCUCAAGGACUCACAGAAGACAAAUUCUAAAUCGAACAAGAAGCAAAAGGAGGCCAAGUUGUCUGCGAAUAAAGACAAGGAUUUGGGUGAUACUGAUAAGCUAACCAUUUUGGCAAAAAUAUGA